Perognathus longimembris pacificus (Pacific pocket mouse) is the source of this 6263-nucleotide messenger RNA. RefSeq names its product natural killer cell triggering receptor (gene Nktr). Gene Ontology annotation, biological process: protein folding; protein peptidyl-prolyl isomerization. Bases 703 to 4464 code for a protein of 1253 amino acids. Lineage: Eukaryota; Metazoa; Chordata; Mammalia; Rodentia; Heteromyidae. Gene Ontology annotation, molecular function: peptidyl-prolyl cis-trans isomerase activity. The record is from RefSeq and is a predicted model, not a curated record. The transcript has 13 exons. Gene Ontology annotation, cellular component: nucleus.
AAUAUUCUAACAUUAAGUGAGGAGUCUUAAAAUUCUGGCCAUUGGCAGCAAUUAUAAGAUGAGGUUUCCUUCAAUAGAUUGAAAUGAUCAAAAAUAAUUGGUAGCUGGGCGUGAUGACAUACACUCAUGAGUUUGAGGCCAGCCUGAGCUACACAGUGAGAUCCUGUCUCAAAAAUAAGAUAAUUUAUAUAUUAUGUUCAUUAUAUGCAUGAUGCAUGUAUACAUGCUAGUGUGUUUAAAUCUUCACUUUGCUUAAUGUAGCUCUAUUUGUAGGUAAUGGAAAAGGUGGAGAAUCAAUUUAUGGUGGCUAUUUUAAAGGUAAGGCUUUAUAUUUUAUGGUCUUUACAGUUCUGAUGUUAAAGCAAGUCAAGUUUGGUCAUAUACCUUUAAUGAAGAGAGGCUUACUUAUAUAUAGUUCACUUUUUGCAUGAAACUAAUGCUGCAUGAAAAUACUUUUAUUUGCAUGAAUUUGGGGAUCAAUUUUAUUGUAAUCUAUAACUUAAUUGACAAGAUUAAUUAAGGCUAACUUUAUGGUUAAACAUGACUUUCAGCAUGGAGGUUAGGCAAACUAUAUACAUGAAAACUCCUAUCUUCCUGCCUAAAACUGUCAACAUAUUCUUUUGUUUAUAGAGAAUGUGGUCUUUUGCAAAAUGAAAAGAUGAAAACUUUAUUCUCAAACAUGACAGAGCGUUCCUUUUGUCAAUGGCAAAUCGAGGGAAACAUACCAAUGGUUCUCAGUUUUUCAUUACUACGAAACCCGCUCCACACUUGGAUGGGGUACAUGUUGUCUUUGGCCUGGUGAUCUCUGGUUUUGAGGUUAUUGAACAAAUUGAAAAUCUGAAAACAGAUGCAGCAAGCCGACCAUAUGCAGAUGUGCGAGUUAUUGACUGUGGGGUGCUUGCUGCCAAAUCCGCCAAAGAUGUUUUUGAGAAAAAAAGGAAGAAAGCAAUGCAUUCAGAAGACUGGGCUUCUUCUCCAAGCUCCUCCUCGUCUUCAGAGUCAUCCUCCGACAGUGAGAGUGAGCGCGGGAGAAGCAGAAGACGGAAGCGGAAGAGGAGGCCAAAAGUUAAACAUGCAAAAAAGCGACGAAAGGACGCCAGCAGCUCAGAGGAGCUGAGGAACACACAUAUAAUGAGCCCAAAAGGUCACUCUGAGAGAAGCGAAGCCAAUGAGAAGAAGUCGGUGGAGUCCAGUGCCAAAAGGGAGAAGCCUGUGGUCCGCCCAGAAGAGAUCCCUCCGGUGCCCGAGAACCGGUUCUUACUGAGAAGAGACAUGCCUGUGGUGGUCGUGGAGCCUGAGCCGAACACUUCAGAUGUUACACCCAUUGUAAGUGAUCAGAAACCAUCUGUAUCAAAAUCUGGACGGAAGAUUAAAGGAAGGGGCACAAUUCGCUAUCACACACCUCCACGGUCAAGGUCAUGUUCUGAGUCAGAGGACGAUGACAGCAGUGAAACACCACCUCACUGGAAAGAGGAAAUGCAGAGACUAAGAGCCUACAGACCACCAAGUGGAGAGAAAUGGAGUAAAGGCGAUAAGCUGAGCGACCCCUGUUCGAGCCGAUGGGAUGAACGAAGCCUGUCCCAGAGGUCCCGGUCGUGGUCCUACAACGGCUACCAUUCCGAUCUCAGCGCGGCGAGACACUCGGAGGGCCCCCCCAAGAGGCGCCGGAAGGAGAAAAAGGGGAAGCACCGGAAGAAAGCCAAGAAGCAGAAGCACUGCCGCCGCCACAAGCAGGCCCGGAGGAGGAAGGCGGCCCCGCCGGUGGACGCGGCCUCGCCCAGGGCCUCGGGUCGCCGGGCGCGGCCCCCCUGCGGCCGGGAAGGCCAGUCUCGCUCCUCCUCGGCGUCGUCCCGACCCUCCUCGGAGACAGCGUGGUCCAGGUCGGAGCGGGAGGCGCGCGGCUCCUCGGCCGGCUCCAGCCGGGACUCUUACAAAUCCAAGUCUCGCUGCUCCGGGUCGGACUCGCCGUCGAGGGCCGCCUCCAAGUCCCCCUCGCACCGCUCCCACAGCAGAUCCAGGUCCAGCCGCAGUUCGGCGUCGGGCCCGCGGAGGGUGACCAGGGCGCCAGGCCCGCCCACCGAGGGCCUCCCGGCGCACGCCGAGCCCCUGAGGGCCGCAGCCGCGCAGGUCGGCAGCGCGGCGGGGCCGCCCGCGGUGGCGGAGACCCUCCCCGUCAUCCCCCUGAGCGACAGCCCGCCCCCGUCGCGGUGGAAGCCCGGACAGAAGCCCUGGAAGCCCUCCUACGAGCGGAUCCAGGAGAUGAAGGCCCGCGCCGGACACCUGCUCCCCGGCCCAGGCGCCUGCGGCCUGGCGCGCUGCGCCGCCGGAAGCGGAAGCGCGACCUCCCGUCGGAAACGAGGGCGGGACUCGGACAGCGAGCGCAGCGCCCUCUCGAGGUACAGCGGCGGCCGGAGCUCCGCGGGGUCACGCGGGUCGGGGAGCCGCACGUCCCGGAGCCGGUCUUCCUCGCGGUCCUACUCCAGGUCGAGGUCCCGCAGCCCGGCCAGCUCUCGCUCCCGCUCCCGCUCGUCCGCAUCCCGCUCGCGUCGGGAGCGCAGCGACGACUACAGCCGCUCGUCCUCGUUCACGUCCGCAAGCAGCCAUGGUGGGAGGCGCACCCCGAGGACGCGAGGGUCCGGCGGGAAGAAGCGCGGCCGCGGCGGCUCGCGGAAGGCCCUCGGGAGAAAACCCGCCCGGGGCCGGGGCCGGCGCCGGAGACCCCGCAGCGAGAGCGGGUCGUGGUCGGCGUGCUGCUCCUCGGACAGCGAGCAGGCCUCCGCGCCGCCGGCCCGGGGGAGGGGGAGGCCGGAGCUGAGAGCCGCGCGCCCGCGGGCCGCCAGGCGGGCCUGGAAGGAGAGCCCCGCGGGGCCGCCGCGCGCCGGGGCCCGCCGGAAGGACUACGCCGAGAGCAAGUGGGACGCGGAGUCGGACGCCGAGCCCGAGGCGGGCUCGCCGGACAAGCCCGAUCCCCGCCGGCUGUCGGAGAAGGAGGAGGGGGAAGCCAGCUCGGACUCGGAGGAGGCCGGCGGCCUGCCCGUCGGGGCCCGGCGCCCCACGACCUCCCCCCGGCCCGGGGACCGCGCCACCCAGCCCGGCUGUGGCCCGGUCUCGGCCUCGGACUCAGAGGGCGCCCCGGGCCCCGAGCGCGGCGGGGGAAAGGCCCCGAGGCCCGGCCGCGGGGCCCAGCUCAACCGCAAGGGGAAGGAGAAGCUCAGGGCCAAGAAGGACCGCGCGCCGCGGGCCCCGAAGCGGAGCCAGGCGUUCCAUUGGCAGCCGCCGCUCGAGUUCGGUGACGAGGAGGAGGAGGAGGCGGCGGUCGAGAAGCACGACCAGCCAGCCCCGCGGGGCGCCAAGGGCACGCCCGAGGCUUCCGGGCACGGCGGGCCCCGGGACGGGGCUCCCCCGCCUGAGGAUGCGCACGACCCGGGGGCAACGGCCGCGACCCAGGAGCUGGCCCCCUGCUCCCCGGCCACCCCCAAGCCCGGCGGGGAGCAGGACGCCGUCCGGACGGACGACAACAUGGAGAUGUGCACCCCCGAGCGGAGCUCCCCGCCGGCCCCGUCCCAGCCCGGCACCCCGGAGUCCAGCCGCGUCCUCCGUCAGGAAGCGCCUGCGGGGCCCCCCGACCCCGAGGGGACCCCGCCAGAGAGCGGCUUGGGGAGACCGGCCGGAGCCAAGGAGAGUCCUGGAAAGAAGGAGGAGGCAGAGAAGAGCAAGUGGAAGCCCGUGCGCGGCGUGGGGAACGUGGCGGCCCCGUUGAGCGCCGGGGAGGGGCGCGGGGCGCCGCCGCCGCCGCCGCCCGCCGAGGCCCGGCCGCAGGGCCUGCGGAUCGAGAUCAAGAGCAAGAGCAAGGUGCGGCCUGGCUCGCUCUUCGACGAGGUCCGCAAGACGGCGCGCCUGAACCGGCGGCCCCGCAACCGCGAGAGCUCCAGCGAGGAGCCCACGCCUGGCCGCUCCCACUCGCACUCGCACUCGCGCUCGGCCAGCGCCAGCCGAUCGCGGAGCCCUUCGGAGCCCUCGGCGCGGCGCCGCACUCGCACGCGGUCCGCCUCCUACAGCCGGAGCCGGAGCCGGAGCCCAUCCCGGAGCUCCACCUCGUCCUACCGAUCGAGGAGCUACUCCAGGAGCCGGAGCAGGGGACGGUAUGGGAGAGGUCGAACCCGCAGUCGGAGCAGUUCCUACUGCAGUUACAAGAGUCACAGGACAUCCAGCCGGAGCCGAUCUGCCAGCAGCUCAUCGGGCGCCCACAGCCGCUCCAGGUCCUACUCUUACGACAGCUACUACAGCCGGAGCCGCAGCCAUAGCUGGAGCCCGAGCCGCAGCCGCAGCCACCGGAGCAGCAGCUACCACCGAGGCCGGAGCUACCACCGAUCCAGGACUCGCCGGUCCUAUGGCUCUGACAGCAGAAGUGACUGCAGCUACUCCCAUCGCCGGAGCCCCAGCGAGAGCAGCCGAUACAGCUGAAAAUGGCCUUUUUCAGACAAAAAGCUUAUCUUCAUUGUAAAUAUCUGGUAACUUUUUAAAAGUUUACGAAACGUGAAACGUCCUGGCCAUCUCUUGUUCUGCUUAAGUAUCGGGAAUGAGUUUCAAAGGCCGAUUCUGGCUCAGUGUCAUGCGUUCCUUUACAUAUUGGGUAGAAGAACGGAACAUACAGACAGCUCUCCUAGAGAGAUUUUUAUGCCACAUUUUGCAAUAGCCAACCGUGGAAGUUUCGUUUUUCUUGAAUCAAGAAGUGGUGAGAUUUCUGUAAGUAUUCAUUUGUAAUAUUUCAGAGAAGACUAGGUAGGGGCUCAUCUCACAGAUUCCUUCGAAUUCAGAAGGAAUUCUUGACCUGUUUGAAGUUUGGGGCUCCUGUUGCUGCCAGGCACGGAACUAUGAAGGUGCUGCGAGCCAGACGGAGCUCACCUCCAAAACCCACCAGCCAGUGCCCCAUAGCCGUGGCGCCGUCACCUCAGGCCACUGGCUGCGUUAACUGGUACCUUCCUCCUUUUCUGUGUUUGAGGAUGGAUGGAGAAAGGGGUCACCAGACCACCCCCGAUCCGCAUUGCUUCCGCCUUAACUACAUCUGCACUGUCUCCACAGAGCUACUAUACACACGUGCUUUUUGAAUAACAAACAGCAUUGGAAGUUUCGGUUGGUAGAAACCAAUUCUAGCCCAGCUCCCGUUUUGGUGCCUGGAAAUCUUUUGGUGCCUUUUUUCUUUAAAGCAUUAUCCUUUACCUAGCAGAUGUUAAAAAGACUGGAAGAGAGAAUAUGAAUUUUUGUUUUUUUCUUUAUUCACUGGCACCUAGAAUGGUUUCUUCUGAGCUGGCUUCACUUUGACUAUUGGAGGGAGCUCCUCUCAGCACACAACGGCCCCCGGUGGGAAGGGGGUCCUGCCGCGCGUGCGUAUUGAUAACACAUGGAUGGUGGGUUGGACUUGUCCUGCCAUGCCACGACACCCUACAGCUUUCCUGCCCCACACCACGGCACAGUUUAUCCUGUUCCACCAAGACCCACGCUGGGCCCAGCGAAGCCCUGCCUGACCUGAGUGAACCCCAGCCAAGAAAAGAGGGGUGCAGGGUACUGUACUGCCUCCGGCUUUCCUCCCAAUGGCUGGUGGGGUUUCUCCUCUUUCAAGUCUCUUCAUCUUCCCCAAGUGUACUUAAAUCACCUCAGUGCCAACCUAGCCCGCCCGUGCAGAAGAAACUCCCAUGGAAUAUGUGCCACGGACGCCCGUACCACCGUGCCCCCGGCCUCUUCCUGGUGUGUCUGACCCUCGGCGAAGAGGCACCCCAAGACCUGGACACACAGAGGAAGUGACAUUGGAUGUCUUGAGCAUAGCCCCAGGGUAGAGAAUGGAUCCGGGAUAUCCAAAGCCCUGCAUUCAAUUGCCAGCGUCAAAAAACAAGCAAGUAAAUGAAACCUGUGGCCCAUAGGAGGUAGAUGAACAGAUCAGGAGGUGACUGCUACGCCAAACCAACUCCUAGAUCCAGCCCUCGAAGUGAAGAACCAGCUACUCCUGGACUGCUGUAAUAGGUUUCUUGUGGCUGUGGGGAGGGGACAAAAAAAUCCCCCCAACUCAAGCGAGCUGAGAGAGCCCCACGUGUCAAUUCUCAGCCUUGCUGUGUGUUCAGGGGGCCUCGCAGCUUCCUGUGCUCUGGACAUCACACUAGCAGUGGGCCUGUGCACCCCUCGGUUACUCACGCUCCAGUCUACCUACCUUCUUCCUUCUGUGUUGCUGUUUGGUUUGGUUUGGGUGAGUUCUUUGGGUUUUUUUAUUC